AUGUGCCAUGGAGUACUCAGCCUUGAAGAUAUUGUACACGAUUUAUUGGAACGCACCCAGCCUCCAGCAGACGACCCGUUCGCCGAACUCGCAGCGUUGGACGGAAUAAUUAGCCAGGUCGAGGGGAUGCUAGCUAAGCUCGUCAAGCGGCGUGCUCCCUUGAAAUCCAGGAUAAACCAGAUGAACAGCCCCAUCAACAACAUCCUUCCCCCUGAAAUCCUUUCCCACAUCUUCACCUUCUGUCUCCCUGAUUUCUCAACUUUCGAUACCAGGAAACGCGAUAUGAGAAACAAUCUUAUGCCCCUUCUCCUUGGUGCUGUCUGCCAACAUUGGAGAGAUAUAGCAUGGACCACCCCUGCACUUUGGAACACAUUUUCACUGUACAUCGCAGGACAGGAUCUGGAGACCCUUACAGGACUGACAGAGCAAUGGCUCGGGCGUAGUGGAAACCUUCCUCUGUAUAUUCGCCUAUCAUGCGAGCCCAAGGCCACCACCCAUGGUAACAACAUCAUGGCACGCGCCGACCAAGUUAUUCUACUAAUUGCUGCACUCAACACACACGCGUCACGUUGGCGCGAACUCGACAUCCGCAUCCCGACCUACUUCUUCGAUACGUUCCACACGAAUCCGUUGGGGAGAUCCACGCUGGAAUACCUAUACAUUGAUCCCCCAGAUGGCCAGUCCAAUAGUGCGGAAACACUGCACCUCGUAUCCACCCCUUCCCUGAAACGACUUCACCUCUCAUCCGUAUACCUUGCCUCCGUGCAGGUACAGUGGGACAGCAUCACAGACAUUUACGCAUCCGCUUUCUACCUUGAUGAAUGUCUUGAAAUGUUUCACCGAGCACCACGACUCGUCAGCGCGGCAUUUCCUUUUAUCAUUGGCGGCGAUGAAACCCAUACCCUCCUCGAAAGCAGGUUAACACUUCCAUCGCUAAAAUACCUACACCUUGGUCAUGAGAGAGGCGUCUCAAUCUCCGCCCUCCUCGACAAAAUCGCACUACCGGCCCUAGAAGAGCUCAGCUAUGACGGGUCAGAGAAAACCCUCGAAGUCCCUCCCUUCGUAUCCCUUCUUACUCGUUCCGCAUGCCCUUUACGAAUAUUAACCCUGACAAGUUCUCCAGUGGAUGAAGAGAAUAUUAUCAAUUUGCUCUCCAAAAUUCCCUCGUUGAAGAGACUGUCCAUCAUAACGACUAUAUUCGAAACCUACGCCCCGAUUAUGAGUCCUCGUGUUCUCGCUUGCAUCUCGAGGCUUCCUGAUGAAUCGCAUGGCGUCGAACAACCAAGUAUCCUUCCAAAGCUCGAGGUAUUGGAAUACGUCGGGUUCCAACAAUUAUCAUGGCCAACCCUUCUCUCCGCCCUCGAAAGGAGCCGCUCCUUGUGCACCGUCAAGAUUAGAUUCCACCGGAAAGAGGACUUGGAAGCAGACGCCAAGUUGGCCCAUCGCAUAAUCGAUCUAUUUGACAAAGGCAAGAUGCUUGAGGUCCGCGAGGGCGAGUCAGCGGAUGCACUAGAAAGAUUCUUCUCCACUGUCAGCGCUGGCGCCUACCACUCACGUUUCCUUGAGCACCAAACGCGGAUGCGAUCGAUACCUCCCUCUCAUCAAGGUCAUUUUCAUUCGUCUCUUUAG
Molecule: messenger RNA, 1629 nt
Organism: Cyclocybe aegerita
Lineage: Eukaryota; Fungi; Basidiomycota; Agaricomycetes; Agaricales; Hemipholiotaceae
Source: the annotation of a GenBank genome assembly